AUGUUUUCGUGGGGACAGGACAGCCAGCGCGGCUUCUGUCUGAAACCAGGCUCGGACUCCUGCAGGUCCACCUCAGCUGGAGUCCAUCAGCUGAACUUCAGCUUCCACAUCACGGAUCUGUCCGCGGGGCUCAACGUGCUCGCGUUCGUUAAAAACAACGGGAACGCGUUUAUUCUGCGCACGAAUGAGGACAAAGAGGGACGAAGAGUCCGAGGGAAGCAGAAGUUUGUGAAAUGUAAGGAGCCGAUCAAGGCUGCGAGCUGUCAGGACGACGAGGUGAUGCUCCUGUCGAAUAAAGGAUCCGUUUUCUGCGUGAACACAACCCAAACCCCUUACAUGCCCAGGACACUGGAGGUUUUUACCAACAUCCCAGUUGCUCAGGUUUCUUGUGGGAGUCAGCAUACAGUUGCCCUGACCAAAGACGGUCAGGUGUACACGUGGGGCCGGGACUCCAGGGGUCAGCUGGGUCUGGGGAGGAGGAAAUCUGGUGCCGAGUCCCCCCAACACCUCUGGUCUCUGUCCUCCAUCCCGGUGGUCCGGAUCUCUGCCCGAUGGGAGCAGAGCUUCGCCCUGUCCGUGUCUGGAGGCGUGUUCGGCUGGGGCAGGAACGACCGAGGCCAGCUCGGACUGGGGGACAUAAAAGACCGAUAUACUCCAGCCUGUGUCCCCAGUCUGAAUCUGAAGAAAGCGUGUGACGUUUCUUGCGGAAGGGACCACACCGCCGUUUUGACAAAGCACGGAGCAGUUUUUACGUUCGGCUCUGGUCAGUUCGGACAGCUCGGACACAACUCGUUUCAGGACGAGCUCCGACCUCGACUUGUUGCAGAACUUUGGGGGUCAAAGGUCAUGAAGAUUGCAUGCGGAAGAAACCACACAUUAGUUUUGACAGAUGCUAAUAAAGUUUACUCGUUUGGCUGUGGCAAGCACGGACAGCUGGGACACGGAGAGGAGCACCAUCCGUCUGUUCCCCUUCCUGUUUCACUGCCUCAGGACACCAGCCGUCCCAGAAUCCAAACCAUCUUUGCAGGAGAAAACUGUUCCUUUGCGACCUAUUGUCCUGACAAGGAAGUUGACAGAGUUUUAUGUUCUGAGGGAGGCUCUGAAGUCCCACAGAGCGGUCUCGAAGGCAUCAUCGAUAGAUGGAUCUCUGAAUGUGACUCCAAGUCAUGGAAAAAGAUUAAACAAGAAAUCCACAGAACAUUUUCAUCUGCGUCCUGUUUGAAUAAAAGCUUCCUUGAGCAAAGAGAUCAACAUUUUCAAACCUCAUCAAAGUGCCACGGCCUGAACCUGAAAGCGGCUCGACAGACGUUUAAGAAGCUGGUGAAGAACGUCAGCGUUUGGGACGAGGCCGAGGCUGCCGUUCUGCACCUGUUGCCUCUUCUUGAUAGGAAUCCUGUUGGCGUGGAGAGUCUGAGGGUCUUCCUGCUGCUGAACGAGCUUCUGCACGUCCGCCAGAAACACACCAAGCAACGAAACACGAAACUCGCUGAGGCGCUCGCCGCUGCUGUAACGAGCCUGUCGCUUCAAAGCCUCCAGGUUUUAGGGAACUGGUGGUCUUCGCUGUCGCCCUCCAGCAUGGGGAGGUUGAUCAAGGUGUGGAAACAAGCGCUCUCUGUGAUCUUUACUUUUGAUCCGGUUCCUCGCAGUUCUGGAGUCAGAAACCUGCUUCUAGUUCUUCAGUACAUGUACAACGUAAACAGCAGGGUUUCAGAGUCUCGGAGGCUUCCGGAAAGCGAGUUUUAUUUGUCCAUGAAUGAAACAUUUCUUUCUGAUGAUCUGCAGCUCUGGCGUUUACGUUCCCAACGCAGGUAUGUGCGAGCCGAGCCGCUUGUUCUUUGCAACUUUCCGAUGGUGAUGGAUCUGCAAGCAAAGACAAGGAUUUUUGAUAUGAACACUGCACGCACCAGGCAAGAGAUCCAGGUGCCUUGCUUUCAUCAACUCUUUCAAGAACUGUUAUGGGAUUUGGAAUUGUGUUUCACUAUGCCUGGAUUCUUGAGGCUGAACCUGAAGAGAGCAUCAGUGUUGAAAGACACAUUUGAACAGCUGGCCGCUGCACAUCAAAAAAACUACAAGGGGUUCCUCGUCGUCCAUUUUGAUGGCAACGUUAUUAACGAUCCUGUCUACCUGAAAGAUUUUUUUCAUGAAGUCUUUCAUGAGAUGUUGUCGACUGAGUCUAUGUUCAUGUUCAAUGACUCAGAGACGCUGGCGUGGUUCUCCUCCAGGACUGCGCAGGAGGACCAGCGUUCGUACCUGUUUGGAGUUCUGUGUGGACUGGCUUUGUACAACCAGGCCAUCAUUUUCUUACCCUUUCCACUGGUCCUUUUCAAGAAGCUCCUUGGAGUGAAGCCAUCCCUGGAGGAUUUGAUAGAGUUCAACCAAAGUGUUGGCACGAGUCUGCAGUACAUUCUGGACUACCCAGACGAUGACCUCGUGGACCUGUACAUGGACUUUACUAUCUGCUGGGAAGCCACAGAUGUGGAUCUUGAUCCUGGACAUCCCAACAAGCAAGUUACCAGCAAAAACAAGAAGGAGUUUGUUGAUGCGUAUGUGAAUCACGCCUUCAACACAUCUGUGGCAUCUGUGUUCGAGGAGUUCAGGAGAGGUUUCUUCCAAGUGUGUGACCAAGAUUUGGUGAGGCUUUUCAGGCCCAAGGAACUGCAGGAAAUACUGGUGGGCAAAGACUUCCAUGACUGGGAAAAGAUGAAACAGAACACGAGAUACGAAGGACAGUACCACAUUGACCACCCCAACAUACAGAUGUUUUGGGAAGUUUUUGAUGAGCUAACAGAUACACACAAAAAAGCUUUUCUUUGGUUCGUGACCGGAUUUGAACGAGUACCCGUCCUUGGCUUGGACAAAAUCAUGAUGACCAUCAGAGUUAAAUGCAUCCCGGACCUCUCCUAUGACCAGUACUAUCCUGAGACCCAUACAUGUGACUCAAUCCUGGAGCUGCCGUUGUACUCAAACAAAGAGAUCCUGCAAACCAAAUUGAUUGAGGCCUUGAGCAAUAAUAACAGAAUCACCAAGUGA
This is a messenger RNA of Nematolebias whitei (Rio pearlfish), 3030 nucleotides long. RefSeq names its product HECT and RLD domain containing E3 ubiquitin protein ligase 5.1 (gene herc56.1). The coding region runs from base 1 to 3030 and encodes 1009 amino acids. The record is from RefSeq and is a predicted model, not a curated record. Gene Ontology annotation, molecular function: ubiquitin protein ligase activity. NCBI's taxonomy places the organism in Eukaryota, Metazoa, Chordata, Actinopteri, Cyprinodontiformes, Rivulidae. Gene Ontology annotation, biological process: ubiquitin-dependent protein catabolic process; protein ubiquitination. The transcript has 23 exons.